AUGUCUGCAUCACAAGCCCUCCAAUAUCUUGGUGCCUCUACGGCUCUGUACUCCACCUACAAAGCCAUCUCGUUCAUCAGCAUUUACCUCAAACCCUCCAAACUCCACCUCUACAACCCUUCCGGUGACUCUUGGGCUUUGAUUACCGGCAGCACAAGCGGCAUAGGCGAAGGUUUCGCUCACGCCCUGUGUGCCAAAAACUUCGAUGUCGUUCUCCAUGGCCGCAAUCAGCAAAAGCUCGACGCCUUGAAAGCAACGUUGCAAGAACAAUACCCAAAUGUACAAAUCAAGACUGUGAUUGCAGAUGUUUUCGCUGCAGACGUUGAUAUCGAUUCCAUCGUCAACAUCUGCACCUCCCUCCCCGGCAAACUUACUCUCCUCGUCAACAACGUCGGCGGAGCACCACUGAGCCCUUCCUACGCCACUCUAUCAGAAGUCGACGCGACAUACGUGGAUAAAAUGCUAAACCUCAACUCCCGCUUCCCCACUCAGCUCACUCGUGCUUUACUACCGCUACUGAACAAAAGUUCGAGAAGUCUCAUCAUCAGCACCUGCAGCAUAACCGGAUUCCGCGGCCUACCCUACCUAUCCGUCUACUCAUCCUCAAAAGCCUUUAAUUUCUGCCUCAACCAAUCCCUCGCUUCCGAACUCAAUGCCGAAGGCUCUUCAGUACAAAUGUUGGGCAUCAUUAUUGCGAAUGUAGUAAGUGGGGGCAACAAGACUACAGAAGGAGCAUUUACAUGCAAUGGAUUGCAGAUGGCGGAGUUCUCGCUUGGCAGAGUCGGCUGUGGGAGAACUGCGGUGUUUGGGUGGUGGAGACAUGCUGUGCAGUGGUGGUGUAUGAGUCUGUUGCCCGAGUGGGUGACGGAGAAGGUGUUGAUCGGAGUCAUGAAGGAGAGGAGGGUGGAAGAGCAGAAAGGGGAGUGA
Molecule: messenger RNA, 927 nt
Organism: Aureobasidium namibiae CBS 147.97
Lineage: Eukaryota; Fungi; Ascomycota; Dothideomycetes; Dothideales; Saccotheciaceae
Product: putative short chain dehydrogenase/reductase
Exons: 1
Coding region: 1-927 (308 amino acids)
Cellular component (GO): endoplasmic reticulum
Molecular function (GO): oxidoreductase activity
Source: RefSeq, a predicted model, not a curated record